This is a messenger RNA of Adineta steineri, 951 nucleotides long. The record is from the annotation of a GenBank genome assembly. NCBI's taxonomy places the organism in Eukaryota, Metazoa, Rotifera, Eurotatoria, Adinetida, Adinetidae.
AUGUUGCAAUUUGUAUUAACAAUAUUAUUAAUUGUACCAAUUGUUAUUGAAUCGGCAGGUCAAUGGUCUUAUGACAGUAUUAAAACAUGGGGACGUGGAAAUCGCUAUUGUGCUGGUCAUUCACAGUCACCCAUUGAUCUUCGUUAUAAUGUAUCAACUUAUGAUAAUCGACUUAAGAAAAUAGUUUUAGAAGAACAGAGAACAUGGGGAACACCCGAAUUUCUCAAUAAUGGUCAUACAGUACAACUUGAUUUAAAAAAGCGAUAUGUUUUAAAGAAUUUAGCACCCGGAAGUGAAGAAUAUAGCGUUGAACAACUUCAUUUUCAUUGGGGUCAUUCAGCUGAUAAUACUAAUGGUUCAGAACAUUUGUUUGAAGGACAAUCAUAUCCACUUGAAAUGCAUAUAGUUACUUAUUCAAAAUGGUAUGCAAAUAUACGAGAUGCGAUGACUAAUACACGAGCUCUUGCUGUUGUUGGUGUUUUCUUUGAACUUACUGAAAAACCAAAUCCAUCAUUCCAACCAUUAAUCGAAGCAUUAGCAAAAAUUCAAAAUGAAGGUUAUCAAGCGGAGGUUAGUGAUUUAUUUGAUUUGAAAGAAUUACUUGGUGACAAACGUAUGGAACGUUAUUAUCGUUAUGAUGGUUCAUUAACAACACCACCUUGCUAUGAAUCAGUUUUAUGGACUGUUUUAGUCGACCCAUUGAAAAUAUCAAUGGACCAACUUAAUGCAUUUCGAGGUUUACAUGAUUUUAAAACUAAAUUAAUGGCAAAUACAUAUCGACCUGUUCGACCACUUGGCACAAGAAAAUUAUUUCGUAGUUUUCCUACUGAAGAUAUUCAAGAAGGUAUUAAACUACGAAUGACAACGGAACUAAAUAAUGGACAAAAUUUAAAAAAUAAUAUGCAAUUAAUAGCUAUUUUAACUUGUUUACUAAUGGUUGUUGUCCUUUAA